This is a messenger RNA of Tricharina praecox, 1469 nucleotides long. RefSeq names its product small GTPase CDC42. Gene Ontology annotation, biological process: small GTPase-mediated signal transduction. Gene Ontology annotation, molecular function: GTP binding; GTPase activity. Lineage: Eukaryota; Fungi; Ascomycota; Pezizomycetes; Pezizales; Pyronemataceae. The record is from RefSeq and is a predicted model, not a curated record. Bases 361 to 1068 code for a protein of 235 amino acids. The transcript has 7 exons.
UGUCACUCUGUCACUCUGUCACUCCACUCCUAUGCACACAUUUCCUUGCACGCUACCACCUCGCGUUUUGUCACGGGUCGCGAUGGCAUUUCAUGGCUACGCGUCGAGGAGUAGCGGGCGACAGCAAGACUCGUCGCGUCCUCCCCGCCUUGCCCUCCCCACGACUUGCUCUGUACUACCUUUCCCACUUCAUCUCUCCUCCUCAUCCCCUUCUUCCCCUCCACCUUCAACCUUCCAUUGUUUCAAUACGCCUCUAUCUAUACUACCACACCCUUCAAUCAUCCAUUGUCUCAAUACACCUACACUAUCACACCCGACUCACAUUUUCCCCAAUCCCAAUCCCCAUCUACUCUAUUCAUCAUGAAGCUCAAGGAACUCGCCACUCGUCCUCUCCAUACGAGGUACCCCCGCCACCGCAGAGAUCCGCUGCUCCCACCGGUCCGCGACUGUGCAAUCGUCCAUAAUCUUCCCGAACGGCCAAACGAUAUGGUGGUUGCUACAAUCAAGUGUGUCGUUGUCGGAGACGGAGCUGUUGGCAAGACUUGUCUGCUCAUUUCGUACACUACGAAUAAGUUUCCCAGCGAGUAUGUUCCUACGGUCUUUGACAACUACGCCGUCACUGUUAUGAUCGGUGACGAGCCAUACACGCUUGGACUGUUUGAUACCGCUGGACAGGAGGAUUACGACCGUCUUCGUCCCCUGAGCUACCCCCAGACCGACGUCUUUCUGAUCUGUUUCUCGGUCAAUUCGCCCGCGAGUUUCGAGAACGUUAAGGAAAAAUGGCUUCCCGAGGUUAGGCACCAUUGUCCUGGGGUUCCCUGCCUCAUCGUGGGCACCCAGAUCGAUUUGCGCGAUGACCCUGCUGUUAUCGAGAAGCUGGCGAAACAGCGUCAGCAGCCCAUCUCCCCCAAGCAGGGUGAAAACCUCGCCAAGGAUCUCAAUGCGGUGAAGUAUGUCGAGUGUUCUGCUUUGACGCAGAGAGGCCUUAAGAAUGUCUUCGACGAGGCUAUUGUGGCCGCAUUGGAACCGCCAGCGGAUAAGAAGAAGAAGAAGUGUGUCUUUUUGUAAGCAAUCACGACUUGAGAUGUCCUCCUAUACUCCGGGAUCGAGACGAUCAUUGAAGGAAUGACACCUCGGUAUGCAUGGCUACGGUUUGCUCGUCGGUGUCGUUCGGUCCAUUCUCCUUUCUACUUCAUCGUUGUUUCGCUACAGGCUAGGGGGUUGCUUUUCUGUACUCGUCUUUUCGUCUUGUAAUGGGGGCUCGCUUCGCUUCAAUUCUUGUGUAGCAUUUGUUUCCGUUCUUGUGCUCUUCAAGUUUUCUUCUUCUCCCUUCCCGUACUGUUGAAGAUUUCCCGUCUUUGGUUAUUAUUUUUUUCUUUGAGGGAUGGGAUGUGUGAUGUAUUUUUUCUUCUUUCCCUUUUCCUGUUCUUUCUUGGAUGUUUGUUCUCUUUUUUUUCUUUCGUUUUCUU